AUGGUCUCGAAACGGAAACGCGAUAUCCUCGAUGGAUUCGACCCCAACAAGUCGGAUUCCGAAGACGAGAACUUCGACCCUACCGAGGAGCGCCCGCGGCCCAGGAGUGCCAAGAAGUCACGCCAAUCGAGGCCAAAAGGUCCGCGAAAGAAGUCCAACAAAUACAGGGGAUCUGACAUCGACGAUGACGAUGAAGUCUCCGACAGUGGAAACGACGAAUCUUUUGAUGAAGAGGAUGAGGAGGAGGAGGAGGAAGACGAGGAUCUGCCUAUGGGCGCGACUGGCAGAAGAAUGAGAAAGGCAGCUGUCAAGCAACAAUCCUACAAAGAGAGUAGUGAGGAUGAAGAGGAUGUGAUCAAAGACUCGGAUGGGGGUGACGAUGACCCCGAGGAUUCAACACCAAAGAAGCCAGCUGCCCGCCCUUCCAGAAUCGUGGUUCUAAAAACGAACCCGCGGGCGCAGCGAGCAUCAAAACGCGGGAAGGAAGAAUCCGCCCCGCCUCAACCACCCGCUCGCCGGACCAGAGCUCGUACUGAGGAAGUAGACGAAACGUUUAUGGAAUUGUCAAAUUCUGGAAGGCACGCAAGACCAGCACGCGCGUCGCGCAGCCGAAGCCCCGAAGCCAUGGCUCGGACGAUGCGCGCCAAUCGAGGAGGGAAGGGAGUCAAGAAGCCGCCCGCUCCCAUCGAAGAGGCGACACAAGAAACUGAUCCCAAGGACGAGCCUGACCAAACUAUGGAUUCGCCGGAUGAGCUUGCCCUUACUAAGCGUGAAGACGAGCCAGAGGAUCAGGCCGGAGAAGAAAAUGCCGCUCAGGCUGGGGAACAACCCGAGGAUGCCGCCAUGGAGGACCAGCAAGAAGAACCCGCUCAAAUCGAGGCGCCGGAAGUAGAGGAGGACGAUGACGAUGAUGCGCCCGUUACUCGACGAACUCGGGCCUCGAGAGCGAAUGUCGGUGCGCCAGCUGCGGUCGAAGAGACUAACACCGAGCCGGAAACAACGAGAGGUGGCCGCCGUCUUAGACAGAGGCCGGGACUUCAAAACAAGAGCUUACAGGAGCCAAGCAGCGAUUUCGAGCCUGGCGAAGAAUCUGGCGAAGGCGAAGGCUCUGGCUCGGAAGCGGCGAAGAGUGACGUUGGCGGUGAUAACGAAUCCACUCCGACACCUCGGGGGCGUGGUUCUCGUGCUCAGAGCCGCCGGAGCCGCCGCAAUAGGCAGGAUUCUGGCGAUGAAGAAGUGGAGCUCGAUAAAGACGAAAUGGCGGAAGAGCUUGAAGAACUGAGGGAGAGUUCCAGGUCACGCCCACGUCGCACUCGACGCCGAUCCCCGUCAAUUCAGUACGAGGAGCGGACUUCCAAAAAACGCCGCACAAAGCCGGUCGACUACAGCAUCCCUGCGAUUGACCCUGCCGCGCUCGAGGUUGAAGAUGACGAGGAGCCGGUUGCGACGCCCGCAAGAAACCGCAGGGCGGGCAAAGGUGGUAGCAGCCUGGCAUGGGAACGAACCCUCAAUACCACGUAUGGCCCCUUUGGUGGCGGCGGCGGAGCUGGAGCGUUGUUCGGAGGGCCUUGGGGGACUGGGGCAACAGGCGGGGUGGACUCCGAUAGUAGUGACGACGAAAUGGUCCAGCGGUCUGGUGUUGGUGGCACCGUUGGCAUGACACCCACAACAGCUGCGCCGCCUGUCGGCCUCUUCAAUACUGGUCAGAGCCAUAACGCCGAUGGCGUUGGAGGCAUUGGAGGCGCCACGCCGCAGGUCGGCAAGGUCAAGAACCAGAAGGCAUUUGCUGAUGCCGACCCUCUUGGAGUGGACCUAACCGUCGACUUCAGCAAGGUCGGUGGCUUGCAGAGUCACAUCGAUCAGCUCAAGGAGAUGGUUCAGCUCCCACUCCUUUACCCAGAGCUGUUUCUCAAGUUCCAUGUAACCCCCCCUCGGGGUGUCUUGUUCCAUGGCCCACCCGGCACAGGUAAAACCCUCCUUGCCAGAGCCCUCGCCAAUUCAGUUGGCUCUGGCGGCCGCAAAAUUAGCUUCUACAUGCGCAAGGGAGCGGAUGCCCUCAGCAAGUGGGUUGGUGAGGCCGAAAAGCAACUGCGGUUGCUGUUUGAGGAAGCGCGGAGAACGCAGCCCAGCAUCAUCUUCUUCGACGAGAUCGACGGCCUUGCACCCGUGCGGUCAAGCAAACAAGAGCAAAUCCACGCCAGCAUCGUCUCGACACUCCUGGCGUUGAUGGACGGCAUGGAUGGCCGUGGUCAAGUUAUUGUCAUCGGCGCAACCAACCGUCCCGAUAACAUCGAUCCUGCGCUUCGUCGACCUGGGCGCUUCGAUAGGGAGUUCUACUUCCCUCUGCCUGACUUCGAGGCGCGCCGGUCUAUCAUCGAUAUUCACACCAAAGACUGGGGCAUUUCGGAUGACUUCAAGAACGGCCUCGCGGAGAAUACUAAGGGCUACGGAGGUGCCGACCUCCGGGCGCUUUCCACAGAAGCCGCUCUCAAUGCCAUCCAGAGAACAUACCCGCAAAUCUACGGCUCGAAAGAAAAGCUGAUUGUGGACCCUGACAAGAUCACAGUCCAUGCGACCGACUUCAUGAUUUCGGUCAAAAAGAUGGUUCCCUCCUCCGAGCGGUCAACCUCGUCGUCGGCCUCGCCGCUACCACGUCUAGUAGAGCCGCUCCUGAGAAAUCAAUACAGGGCCAUUCUGAGGGUUUUGGAUAAUAUCCUCCCGCGCCCCAAGAAGACCACUGCUCUCCAGGAAGCCAUGUACGAGCCGUUUGAAGAUGCGGACCAUGGCUUCGGCAGGGAGGCGAUGCACCAGGAGUUUGAGCGCUCGCGCAUCUUUCGUCCCCGGCUUCUUAUUUCCGGUGUGCCUGGGAUAGGCCAAAAUUAUCUGGCGGCUGCUAUUCUGCAUCAUCUAGAAGGGGUACAUGUACAAACGAUGGAUCUCGCUACGCUGUUGGGCGACGGACGGCCCAUGGAACAGGUCAUCGUUAGUCGGUUCACGGAAGUGAAGCGGCACAAGCCGAGCGUCAUCUUCGUUCCGAGCGUCGACAUAUGGUGGAGCAGCAUCACCGACGCAGCCAUCACGACAUUCACCACCUUGCUACGGAGCAUACCACCCUCCGAUCCCGUUCUUCUUCUGGCAACGUCUGAAUGCAUGCCCGAACAGUUGGCGCCCGAGAUUCUCAAGGAGCUAUUUGGCUUUUCCAAGAAGAACCGGGCCGUUGUCGAGCGCCCGGAGCGGAUUCACCGCAAGUACCGGAAAUUCAGGCAACCAGUGAUUCCCUUCGCGCAGAUAGCGUAUCUAUUCGACGAAGCCGACCCAAAUUUCGUCCGUCCCGAUAUUGUCCAGACCGAAAACAGGCCGUACGAGAUCGCGAAGGACAAGGAAGGCACUGAAGGUAUUCGGGAGACGGCUACAGGGAAGUUCUUCUACAACCUAGAGAGCACCACCAUCGAGGAGCGCUUGGCAAAUGGCUACUACGCCAGACCCAUCGACUUCUACAAGGACAUCAAUAGGUUGUACCUCGACGCCAAAAACUCGGGUGAUCGAGACAGGACACUCAAGGCGAAUGAGCUCCGCACCAACGUUGAGGUUGAUGUGCAUGACAUUGGACAGACUCUUGCCAACCAAGGUAUCAGGUUCGAGGAAAUCUUCCAGAGGCAGCUGCAGAGGGUCAAGGAGGCGGAAGAGAAGGCCCGUAAGAGGAAGGCGCUGCAGCCCGUGGUUGAUCUGAUCCAAUCCGAUAUUCCAGGCGAUGGCGACAGUGACUCGCAAGGCCCAUGGCCCCAUAUCGGAGGUCGCCCACCACUCGGAGACUCAACCAGGGCCACCGCAGGGACACAGUUCUCGCAACGUUCGGCCGUCACUUCGAUCCCUCCGGGUGUAUCUCCAUCCGCCAUUCUCAAUGAUGCCUCAACUACCAAAAACAUCAUGCACACCCAGAGACCUUGGGUCAGCACCAGAGCGGCCAUUCGACCAUUCUCAGCCAGUCAAGCUGCAAGUGGCAGGGAAUGGGCGCAUUCCCAAGCAGCCGCCAUGGCCCAGGGGCAUCCUUCAGCCCCGGGUGGGAAUGGGGCUCCAUGGGCCCGCCCCCAGGUAGCGGUGCUGCGUCUAUUCGAGUUUCAGAUGACAAUAUCCCCCUCAUCCUCUCAAACAACGGCCCGGUCCCAAAAAAACCUCAUCCAGCGCGCGCACAGCGGCAGCAAGGGAGGCCCCGGCACGUCCCUCGCCUCCCUCACCCGCGGGCACAACUCCCUCCGACAAUCCGGCUCCAACGCCUCCUCGCAGCAGCCCGUCAUCCACGACGGAAGCCUCUACGAGUUCCUGCAGACGCUGGCUGACCGCACGUCGGGGUGCAGCGUCGAGCAGCUGGAGCAGAUCUACAGGGAGCUCAUGGACGAGAUCUGGAAGACGCGGCACGAAUGGAACCGUAUGACGGUUCUGAACACGCUGAUUUCCGUCUUCAAUGACACCAUUGGCGACAUCGAGCUGGUGCAGGGCGCGCUGGUCGAUAGCCAGAAGCAGAAGGGCAAGGGCGGUGACGGCGACGCCGAUGGCGAGGUGCUGGAGAGUGUGGAAGGCGUCCCGGGGACUGCUGGGUUUGUCGGCAGUCAGAGCCAGAGCCAGAGCCAGGGGCAGGGCAAUGUCACGGAGGAGCCGUGGGUUUAUUUGGGGAGGGCGUGA
Messenger RNA from Chaetomium globosum CBS 148.51, 4680 nucleotides. RefSeq lists its product as uncharacterized. Gene Ontology annotation, molecular function: ATP hydrolysis activity; chromatin binding; histone binding. Gene Ontology annotation, biological process: positive regulation of transcription by RNA polymerase II. NCBI's taxonomy places the organism in Eukaryota, Fungi, Ascomycota, Sordariomycetes, Sordariales, Chaetomiaceae. Gene Ontology annotation, cellular component: nucleus. Bases 1 to 4680 code for a protein of 1559 amino acids. The record is from RefSeq and is a predicted model, not a curated record. The transcript has 6 exons.